Molecule: messenger RNA, 1079 nt
Organism: Rubroshorea leprosula
Lineage: Eukaryota; Viridiplantae; Streptophyta; Magnoliopsida; Malvales; Dipterocarpaceae
Source: the annotation of a GenBank genome assembly
GCCGCAGGCACCAGAUUUUGUGUCUAGGGUUUCUUUCUUCGUUUCUUCGUUAUCUUCGUUUCUUCUUUCUUUCUUGUGUCUGAGGUUUAUUCCUCCUCUUUCGAUCAAUCAUGGCUUCCUCUAGGUCUGAACCAGUUUCCUCCAAUUUUCCUACAAUUACCAAUCCAACUGUUACUUCUGUUCAGCCUCCACCGCCUAUUGUUAUUCCAUCCCUACCAAUUACGUCGUCCAUGUCACCCAUUAGUUCUUCACCUAUGCCUAUAAGUACACCCUUUACAUCCAUCGCUUCCUUGAUUUUCUCUCAUCCUGUGUUUUCUGUUAAUAUAAAAAAUUUUGUACCUGAGAUCUUAACUCAUGAGAACUAUGUAAUAUGGAAAGAUUUAAUGAUCCCUGUCUUCAAAAGCAAAGGAGUAUAUGGCCAUAUCGACGGUAUUGACCCUUGCCCGCCACCUACAGAUCCUAAUUUUGAGAACUGGAAGCAGAUUGAUUUUCAGAUUUUGUCAUGGAUUAAGGCUACUAUUUCUUCUGAGGUUCUACGGAUAAUUAUUCAAUCUGGUGCGUCUCUGUCUGCUAAAGCUGCCUGGGAUGUCAUUCAAACUUCAUACCAGAAUCAAUUAUGGGCAAGAAAACACUAUGUCAAGCAACAAUAUCGUUCUAUGCGCAAACAAAGUGGUCAAUCUAUGUUUAGCUAUCUGGAGUCUGUCAAGAAAAUAGCUGACAAUAUGUAUGAUGUUGGCGAACACGUGACUGACAAAGAUAUUGUCAUGCAAGCUCUUGCUGGUCUUGACAAUGAAUACAGUGUAGCAAAGCGAACCAUUCCACAAUGGGUUCCUUUUCCAUCCUUUUUAGAGCUUCGAUGGUUACUCUUGAUUGAAGAAGAUAAUGUUCAACACUUCAGUUAUGGCAGGUUCGCCUUCCUCCCAUCCUGAAGAUUUAUAUUCUUUUGUUCAAAACCGGCCAGACUUUUAUGGGUAUGGUAGAGGAAACAACAGAGGUCAGACUUGCGGACGAAGUCGUGGAACUCGUCGUGGUCGAGGAGGUCGGAAUUUCUUCUCUGGAAAUAAUUUUGGACAAGGACA